AUGACUGGACCACUAUAUGUGAAGAAUACAUCAGGGGGGACAGACAAAGAAUACAUCGCAUUGUUUUCCUGUUGCGUAACUAGGGCCAUACAUUUAGACCUAGUUAAGGAUUUGUCUGCGGAUGAAUUCAUGAGAUGCCUUAGACGAUUUUCAGCUAUAAGGGGGACCCCAUCAUUAAUGGUAUCAGACAAUGCAAAAUCAUUCAAAGCAACAGUCAAGACUUUAGAAAACCUCUAUAAUAUAGCAAGUGUGCAAGGGUAUUUGGGAAACAAUAGGAAAGAGUGGAAAUUCAAUCUAGAAAGAGCUCCCUGGUGGGGUGGAUUUUUUGAAAGAAUGGUUAGGUCAGUGAAGAGGUGCUUGAAGAAGGUACUUGGAAAUGCUAGGUUGGCAUUUGACGAACUACUGACAGCGAUGGUAGAAGUUGAGGCAACAUUCAAUUCUAGGCCAUUGACUUAUACGUACGACGAGGUGGGUGGUGAACCACUAACUCCUUCGCAUUUGGUGACGGGAAGAAAGCUGUUGUUCAUGCCAGACGUAGGGUCUGGUUCUGGUGAAAAAGAGCCUGAUGAGGGUUACUGUAAACAACGGUAUCGGUAUUUGAGUAAGAAAAAAUUGCAUUUCUGGAAUAGGUGGCGUAAAGAGUAUUUGGUUGGUUUAAGACAGUUUCAUAAGCAGGACAAGGACAAUGUUAUUAGGGUAGUAGAGAAGGAAGAUGUCAUGACUGUUUAUGAGGAUAAUGUCAAAAGAGGAAAUUGGACGACAGGUGUAAUAGAGGAGUUGUUUUAG
Molecule: messenger RNA, 786 nt
Organism: Xenia sp. Carnegie-2017
Lineage: Eukaryota; Metazoa; Cnidaria; Anthozoa; Malacalcyonacea; Xeniidae
Exons: 1
Coding region: 1-786 (261 amino acids)
Biological process (GO): DNA integration
Molecular function (GO): nucleic acid binding
Source: RefSeq, a predicted model, not a curated record